Messenger RNA from Suricata suricatta (meerkat), 5303 nucleotides. It is a transcript of the gene PTPN23, whose product is annotated as protein tyrosine phosphatase non-receptor type 23. Gene Ontology annotation, molecular function: protein binding; protein tyrosine phosphatase activity. The transcript is spliced from 25 exons. The record is from RefSeq and is a predicted model, not a curated record. Lineage: Eukaryota; Metazoa; Chordata; Mammalia; Carnivora; Herpestidae. The coding region runs from base 72 to 5084 and encodes 1670 amino acids. Gene Ontology annotation, biological process: early endosome to late endosome transport; endocytic recycling; protein dephosphorylation. Gene Ontology annotation, cellular component: endosome.
GGGGCGCGAGGCUGAGGCAGCAGCUGGGGCAGCCAGGGGAGCGGCCGGGUGGCCGGCGGGCCCAAUCCGCCAUGGAGGCUGUGCCCCGUAUGCCCAUGAUCUGGCUGGACCUGAAGGAGGCCGGUGACUUCCUCUUCCAGCAGGCCGUGAAGAAGUUUGUCCUGAAGAAUUAUGGAGAGAACCCAGAAGCCUACAAUGAGGAACUGAAGAAACUGGAGUUGCUCAGACAGAAUGCUGUCCGUGUCCCACGGGACUUUGAGGGCUGCAGUGUCCUCCGCAAGUACCUAGGCCAGCUCCACUACCUGCAGAGUCGGGUCCCCAUGGGCUCGGGCCAGGAGGCCGCCGUUCCUGUCACCUGGACCGAGAUCUUCUCUGGCAAGUCUGUGGCCCAUGAGGACAUCAAAUAUGAGCAGGCCUGCAUUCUCUACAACCUGGGGGCACUGCACUCCAUGUUGGGGGCCAUGGACAAGCGAGUGUCUGAGGAGGGCAUGAAGGUGUCCUGCACUCACUUCCAGUGCGCAGCAGGCGCCUUUGCCUACCUGCGUGAGCACUUCCCUCAUGCCUACAGCGUUGACAUGAGCCGCCAGAUCCUCACUCUCAAUGUCAACCUCAUGCUGGGCCAGGCUCAGGAGUGCCUUCUGGAGAAAUCAAUGUUGGACAACAGGAAGAGCUUUCUGGUGGCCCGCAUCAGUGCACAGGUGGUGGAUUACUACAAGGAGGCGUGCCGGGCAUUGGAGAACCCUGACACUGCCUCACUGCUGGGCCGGAUCCAGAAGGACUGGAAGAAGCUCGUUCAGAUGAAGAUCUUCUACUUUGCAGCUGUGGCCCAUCUGCACAUGGGGAAGCAGGCUGAGGAGCAGCAGAAAUUUGGGGAGCGGGUCGCAUACUUCCAGAGUGCCCUGGACAAGCUCAAUGAAGCCAUCAAGCUGGCCAAGGGGCAGCCUGACACUGUGCAAGAUGCACUGCGCUUCACUAUGGAUGUCAUUGGAGGAAAGAGGCUAGGUCCUGGAUCCCUACUGAUUGCUGGACUCGCCACUUCCCCUUCUGACUCCAGGUACAAUUCUGCCAAAAAGGACAAUGACUUCAUCUACCACGAGGCUGUCCCAGUACUGGACACCCUGCAGCCCGUGAAAGGCGCCCCCUUGGUGAAGCCCUUACCAGUGAACCCCACAGACCCAGCUGUUACGGGCCCUGACAUCUUCGCCAAAUUGGUACCCAUGGCUGCCCACGAAGCGUCAUCGCUAUACAGCGAGGAGAAGGCCAAGCUGCUUCGGGAGAUGAUGGCCAAGAUUGAGGACAAGAAUGAAGUCCUGGACCAGUUCAUGGACUCGAUGCAGUUGGAUCCUGAGACCGUAGACAACCUUGAUGCGUACAGCCACAUCCCACCCCAACUUAUGGAAAAGUGUGCAGCUCUCAGUGUCAGGCCUGACACCGUCAAGAACCUUGUCCAGUCCAUGCAAGUUCUGUCAGGUGUGUUCACGGAUGUGGAGGCCUCCCUGAAGGACAUCAGAGAGCUGCUCGAGGAGGAUGAACUGCUCGAGCAGAAGUUGCAGGAGGCCCUGGGCCAGUCCGGGGCCAGCCUGGCAGGAGGAGCCGGCUCCAGGGCGGAGCUGGCCGAGGUGAAGCGAGACUGGGCCAAGUACAUGGAGGUCCACGAGAAGGCCUCCUUCACCAACAGCGAGCUGCACCGCGCCAUGAAUCUGCACGUCGGUAACCUGCGCCUGCUCAGCGGGCCGCUGGACCAGGUCCGGGCUGCCCUGCCCACACCAGCCCUCACCCCAGAGGACAAGGCUGUGCUGCAGAAUCUGAAGCGCAUCCUGGCCAAGGUGCAGGAGAUGCGGGACCAGCGUGUGUCCCUGGAGCAGCAGCUGCGCGAGCUUAUCCAGAAGGAUGACAUCACUGCCUCACUGGUGACCACGGACCACUCAGAGAUGAAGAAGCUAUUUGAGGAGCAGCUGAAGAAGUAUGACCAGCUGAGGGUGUACCUGGAGCAGAACUUGGCGGCCCAGGACAAUGUCCUGCGGGCACUGACAGAGGCCAAUGUGCAGUAUGCGGCCGUGCGGCGGGUGCUCAGUGACCUGGACCAAAAGUGGAACUCCACACUGCAGACUUUGGUGGCCUCCUAUGAAGCCUAUGAGGACCUGAUGAAAAAGUCCCAAGAGGGCAAGGACUUCUAUGCAGACCUGGAGGGCAAGGUGGCAGCCCUCUUGGAACGGACCCAGUCCACCUGCCAGGCCCGAGAGGCUGCCCGCCAGCAGCUCCUGGACAGGGAGCUGAAGAAGAAGCCGCCCCCGAGGCCCACAGCCCCAAAGCCGCUGCUGCCCCGGAGGGAGGAAGGAGAGGCGGAGAUGGGAGACCUGCCUGAGGAGCUGCGCAGCCUGCCCCCUGACAUGGUGGCUGGUCCACGGCCCCCUGACAUCUACUUGGGAGCCGCCGCCCCUCUCCACUUUCCUCCCAGCCCCUUCCCCAGUGUUGCGGGCCCGGGAUCCCACUAUCUCUCAGGUCCCUUACCUCCUGGUACCUACUCGGGCCCCAGCCAGAUGUUGCCACCCAGGGCCCCCCAGGCCCCAGGACAUCCUGCAAUGGCUGUGGCCCCUGGACCUGCCCUCUUCCCAGCCUCUGCCUACACACCAGAGCUGGGCCUUGUGCCCCGAUCCUCCCCACAGCAUGGCAUGGUGAGCAGCCCCUAUGGGGGGGUAGGGCCACCCCCACCAGUGGCAGGUCUGCCCUCAGCCCCACCUCCCCAGUUUGCAGGUCCCGAGUUGGCCAUGGGGGUUCGGCCAGCCACCACCACGGUGGAUAGCAUCCAGGCCCCCAUCUCCAGCCACACAGCACCACGGCCAAACCCCAGCCUUGCUGCUCCUCCCCAACCCUGCUUCCCAGUGUCCCCACCACAGCCACAGUUGCUCCCUGCACCCUAUACCUACCCUCUGGGGGCCAAGCAACCCCUCACAGCUCCCCCUACCCAGCACCACUUUUCUCCUGGGAUUCCCCCAGGUUUUCCAGCCCCAAGGGUAGGCCCCCAGCCCCCGCCUCCUCCCACAGGAGUGGCUUUUAGGCCCCAGCAACCCCUUCCACUCCAGCAUCCAAACCUUUUCCCACCCCAGGCUCAGGGGCGGGUACCCCUCCAGGCCCCCCAGCCCCCUCAGCCCCCUCAGCCUCCCUAUCCCUUUACCCCUCAGCCUGGUGUCCUGGGUCAGCCCACACCAUCCCUGCACACACAGCUCUACCCAGGCCCCUCUCAGGACCCUCUGCCCCCCCACUCAGGGGCUCUGCCCUUCCCCAGCCCUGGGCCACCUCAGUCUCCCCAUCCCACCCUGGCAUAUGGUCCUGCCCCUUCCCCCAGGCCCCUGGGCCCCCAAGCAGCCCCUCUCUCCAUUCGAGGCCCCUCACCUGCUGGCCAGCCCACCCCCAACCCCCACCUGGUGCCUUCACCGGCCCCAUCACCGGGGCCUGGCCCAGUACCUCCUCGGCCCCCAGCAGCAGAGCCGCCCCCAUGCGUGCGCCGGGGCACUGCAGCCGCAGACCUCCUUUCCUCCAGUCCUGAGAGUCAGCACGGGGGCACACAGCCGCCCGGGGGUGGGCAGCCCUUGCUGCAGCCUAUGAAGGUGGACGCGGCUGAGGGCCGCCGGCCACAGGCCCUGCGGCUGAUUGAGCGGGACCCCUACGAGCGGCCUGAGAGGCUGCAGCAGUUGCAGCAGGAGCUGGAGGCCUUUAGGGGCCAGCUGGGCGACGCGGGGGCUCUGGAUGCCAUGUGGCGAGAGCUGCAGGAUGCACAGGAACAGGACGCUCGGGGCCGGUCCAUCGCCAUCGCGCGCUGCUACUCGCUGAAGAACCGGCAUCAGGACGUCAUGCCUUAUGACAGUAACCGCGUGGUGCUGCGCUCGGGCAAGGAUGAUUACAUCAACGCCAGCCGCGUGGAGGGGCUCUCACCAUACUGUCCGCCCUUGGUGGCCACCCAGGCGCCACUGCCCGGCACAGCUGCUGACUUCUGGCUCAUGGUGCACGAGCAGAAGGUGUCGGUCAUUGUCAUGCUAGUGUCUGAGGCUGAGAUGGAGAAGCAAAAGGUGGCACGCUAUUUCCCCACUGAGAGGGGCCAGCCCAUGGUGCACGGUGCUCUGAGCCUGGCGCUGAGCAGCGUCCGCACCACCGAGACCCACGUGGAGCGCGUGCUGAGCCUGCAAUUCCGAGACCAGAGCCUCAAGCGCUCGCUCGUGCACCUCCACUUCCCCACAUGGCCUGAGUUAGGCCUGCCCGAUAGCCCCAGCAACCUGCUCCGCUUCAUCCAGGAGGUACACGCACACUACCUGCACCAGCGACCCCUGCACACGCCGGUCAUCGUGCACUGCAGCUCCGGAGUGGGCCGCACGGGGGCCUUUGCGCUGCUCUACGCGGCCGUGCAGGAGGUAGAGGCCGGAAACGGGAUCCCAGAGCUGCCCCAGCUCGUGCGGCGCAUGCGGCAGCAGAGGAAACACAUGCUACAGGAGAAACUGCACCUCAGGUUCUGCCAUGAGGCGGUGGUGAGACACGUGGAGCAGGUGCUGCAGCGCCAUGGCGUGCCCGCUCUGAGCAGGGCUCCAGCCGGCACAGGGAUCAGUCAGAAGAAUCACUUUCCUCAGGACUCCCAGGACCUGGUCCUCGGUGGAGACGUGCCCAUCAGCUCUAUCCAGGCCACCAUUGCCAAGCUUAGCAUCCGGCCUCAUGGGGGCCUUGAUUCUCCAGCUGCUGGCCUCCCUGGCCCUGUAGAGCCCCCAGGCCUGCCACCAGCCAGCCUCCCAGAGUCUGCCCAGCUCCCUUCCUCCUCCCCACCCCCUAUCUCUUCACCCCUGCCUGAGGUCCCCCCGCCUGAGGAGGAACAGCCAGUACCUGAGGCCCCCAGCCUGGAGCCCCCCUCCUCCUCCCUGGAGCUGUUGGCCUCCCUAACUCCUGAGGCCUUCUCCCUAGACAGCUCCUUGCGAGGAAAGCAGCGGAUGAGCAAGCAGAACUUUCUGCAGGCCCAUAAUGGGCAGGGUCUGCGGGCUGCCAGGCCCACCGAUGACCCUCUUAGCCUUCUGGAUCCGCUCUGGACACUCAACAAGACCUGAACAGGUUUUGCCUGCCUGGUUCUUCCACUAUAUCAUCUCCCAAGCCAGUCUGCCCAUGCCUAGCAGGGCCUCUCACUCCCAUUCCUGCUGCCUUCAGCCCUAUCUGGCCUGGCCCGCACCCCUGUGGGGUUGAGCUGUAUCGCGGGUUUUGGGUCAAGUUCUGCUCCUUUGUGGGACCUGACAUUUUUCAUCUCUUUGCUAUUAAAGUAAUCAACUGAU